This is a messenger RNA of Perognathus longimembris pacificus (Pacific pocket mouse), 770 nucleotides long. It is a transcript of the gene Il19, whose product is annotated as interleukin 19. Lineage: Eukaryota; Metazoa; Chordata; Mammalia; Rodentia; Heteromyidae. The record is from RefSeq and is a predicted model, not a curated record. The transcript is spliced from 5 exons. Bases 1 to 549 code for a protein of 182 amino acids.
AUGAAGGUACAGAGUGUUUUCCUCUGGCUGCUGGGCACACUGCUCACCCUGUCCUCAGGGCAGAACCUUGGUCUCCAGAGAUGUCUUAUUUCUGUGGACAUGCGCCUUCUAGAAAGGAGUUUCCAGGAAAUCAAAAGAACUUUGCAAAGCCAGGACGUCUUGCAAAAUGUCACCAUCCUGUCCACGUUGGAGAGUCUGCAGGGCAUUAAGCCCGUAGAUGUAUGCUGCGUGACCAGGAACCUCCUGGCAUUCUACAUGAACAAAGUAUUCAGAGAUCACCAGGAGCCAAACCUCCAAAUCCGGAGACAAAUCAGCAGCAUUGCCAACUCUUUCCUCCACACGCAGAAAACGCUGCAGCAAUGUGCACAGAGAUGGUGUCACUGUAGUGAGGAAGCCACCAAUGCCACCAGAAGCAUCUGGGACAACUACAAUCAGCUGGAGGUCCGUGCUGCUGCCAUUAAGUCUUUGGGUGAGCUUGACAUCUUUUUAGCCUGGAUCAGUAAGAAUCACCAGGGAACUUCCCAUGUUCGACACCAAGUUCCUGCCUAAUUAUCCAGGGAUGAACAUCUCCGGGGAAGUUUCUUGUGAUUACAUCAGACUUUGAAGGGGAAAGAGAUGGGUCCCCUUGCUGAUUUGGGAGUCUCUCCUUUGGGGUUAGGGCAUUGCACGAGCAAGGGGGAAUGAGUUUGGGCCCCUUUCACCCUGCAAAUGAAAAAUCCCAAUGGCUGGUCUUGGAUUUUCUGAUCCCACUUGAAAAGAGCCAAGUAGUU